AUGGCUUCUCAAAAGAGAGAAGUUUACCUCCUCCCCCUGACCGACAAUGGCAGCCCGGAUGUCCCGCGGGAGUUCAUCUCCUUACCGCCCCCCACAGACCCCCCAUACAUUCUGCGCUUCGUCACUGAGGGGAGCAGUCCCAUUUGCAGACGAGGCAGUCUAUGGGCCAAUAUCCCGAAAGAAGGGAAACAGUUUGAGAAGGAUGUAUUUACGGAGUAUAAAUUAAUCCACUCCUCAACCCAAGCGACUGAAAUUGACAUACCCAUCACGGCUCCCGGUGCAUUCGCCUUUUACGUAACAUAUGCCGCGCCCCCGUCGCUCUCAGCCAGUUCGUCUUUAAUCCCGCGGGAGAAGAGUCAAGAGCAGCUCCGCUCCCAAACUCACUACCUAACCAUCUCUCCCCGCGUAAAACUCAACGAUACUAGACUCCCCUUCACAUCCCUCUCAGUAAUCACCGUCCUCUCAAAAUUCAUGGGUCAGUACCCGACAGACUGGGACAGGCAUCUAGCCAGCAUCUCCCGUCGUGGUUAUAACAUGGUCCACUUCACCCCGCUGAUGGCACGUGGCGAGUCGAACUCGCCGUACAGCAUCUUCGACCCAUUGGCGUUUGACCCGGCCUGUUUCCCAAAUGGUGAAGCUGACGUGGCGGCAUUGGUCAAGCGUAUGGAAGGCACAUAUGGCCUUCUGGCAUUGACGGAUGUCGUGUGGAAUCACACAGCGAAUAAUGCUAGUUGGCUGUUGGAGCAUCCGGAGGCCGGGUAUAGUGUGGCCACGGCGCCGUGGUUAGAGGCGGCGUUGGAGCUUGAUACGGCACUGCUGCGCUACUCCAAGCAGCUGGCCAAGCUGGGAUUGCCUGUGGAUUUUAAAUCGAAUGAGGACGUGGUAGAAGUUGUCAAUGGGAUAAAGGGAAAUGUCAUUGAUAAGAUACGGCUGUGGGAGUAUUACGCUGUGGAUGUGCAGAGGGACGUGGAGCGGACGAUUCAGGCUUAUGUGAGCGAUGAUGUUCGCAUUCCCGAGGGUGGGUUUGGAGUGGAUACUAUUGGCCCUUUGCAGGAGAUCAGAAAUUGGAGCUUAAAGGAAAAAGCGUCCUUUAUUCGGGAGAGGGGGUUGAAUAAUAACAGCCGGAUCCUGGGUCGACACAGUCGGGAUGUCGAUGCUGCGGUGGGUGCGGCCUUGCUACGGGCGCUAUAUGGUCGGUAUCAAAAAGAGUCGUCAGAUAUUUCACAAAUUCGAAUAGAGCUCGUUAAGAUCCUCGACGAGGUUAAUCUCCCGCUCUUUCUGGAGUUUGAUAGGGAUUCCCAGGAGAUCUUUGACCAGGUCUUUAAUCGCGUCAAGUACCAACGGCUCGACGAUAAUGGGCCGAAGCUGGGGCCAAUUACUGAAGAGAAUCCUCUUGUUGAGACAUACUUCACCCGCUUGCCAGUGAAUGGAGUGACGAAGAAUCACGAUCCAAAUUCCCUGGCGCUGAUUAAUAAUGGAUGGGUGUGGAACGCAGAUGCCAUGCGAGACACAGCGGGCGCAGACUCUCGAGCCUAUCUCCGACGCGAGGUGGUGGCCUGGGGCGACUGUGUCAAACUACGCUAUGGUGCUUGUCCAGAUGACAACCCAUUCCUAUGGGACUAUAUGGCCCGUUAUACACGGCUGAUGGCUAAACACUUCGCCGGCUUCCGCAUUGAUAACUGCCACUCUACCCCGCUUGUUGUUGCAGAAUACCUCCUCAACGAAGCCAGGCGCGUUCGCCCAGAUCUUACGGUUUUCGCGGAACUAUUUACUGGCUCUGAGGAGACGGAUUAUCUCUUUACGAAGCGGCUAGGUCUCAGCGCGCUGAUCCGCGAGGCUAUGCAGGCUUGGAAUGCGACAGAGCUCAGCAGGCUUGUCCAUCGGCAUGGUGGGCGGCCUAUUGGGAGCUUUGAUAUCGAUCUGCUGACGGGCGAUUAUGUACGAGAAAACUCUCCCGAUCACACCAACGGUGGCGACAGGAAUGAGGCUAUCAAACACAUCCGUGAGAUGCCGAUACAGGUGCUGUUUAUGGAUUGCACGCAUGACAAUGAGGUACCUGCGCAGAAGCGCCAAGCUAGAGAUACGCUGCCCAAUGCGGCACUGGUCGCCAUGUGUGCAUCUGCAUCUGGGAGUGUAAUGGGCUACGAUGAGAUUUAUCCAAAAAAUCUGGACUUGGUGAAAGAGACGCGUGUGUAUUCUUCUAGAUUCUCGGAAGAGGAGGAGGGACAGGGAACGCAGAUGGGUGUCAAAGGGAAUAUGGUAGCAACUGUUGGGGAGGAGGGUAUAGGUUGUGCGAAGAUGCUGUUGAAUCAACUACACAUGACAAUGGCUGUGGAUGGGUAUGAUGAGACCCAUAUUCAUCAUGUGGGGGAGUACAUCACUGUCCAUCGUGUGCAACCGAAUACUCGAAAGGGCAUCUUCCUCAUUGCUCAUACGGCGUUUUCAAACAGUGGGAACUCGAAUGCCACGCUGGACCCUGUGUGCUUAACGAGGACUGAUGCCAAGCUUCUUAGUGCCUGGAAGUUGGAAGUUGAUGAUUCUGAUGCGUCGAAAGAGCGUGUUCUUUCCGAUAAGAAGUAUCUUAGGGGUCUACCAAGCCGCAUUCUUAGCCUAGAUGGUGUGCGAGUUGAUGGGAAGGGGAAUGAGACGGCAAUUACAAUUCCCGGCGAAUUCCCCCCUGGUUCAAUUGCGGUGUUCGAGACGUGGAUUCCUGGUGAAGAUCCGUCCGAAAAUCUUCGUUCCUUUAUCAUCUCCGGUGCCGACGAGGCAUUCGGUAAUCUUGACCUUAUCGAUCUUAACUUCGUCCUUUACAGGUGCGAUGCGGAGGAGAGGGAUUCAAGUGGAGGCAAGGACGGUGUUUACAAUAUCCCAAAUUUUGCUCCGCUUGAUUAUGCCGGUUUGCAGGGCUGGUGGAGCGUGCUUGAACCUAUCGUCCGCUCCAACGACCUUGGCCACCCAGUAUGCGAUAACAUUCGCAGCGGCCAGUGGGCGUUUGAUUUCAUCGUCGGACGCAUGAAAAACGCGGUAGAAGUAUAUGGAUAUGACCACCUGCAAGUCUCGGCAACAUGGCUGCAAGAGCGCUUCGAUGCGAUUCGCUCCGUGCCAGAUUUCCUCCUGCCAAGGUACUUCGCCAUGAUCGUACAAACGGCGUAUUAUGCUGCGCGGAAGCGUGGUAUAAGUCUACUUGACGGCGUCCGAUACGGCACACACUUCAUCCACUCACUCGCAAUGGUUGCCGUCCAGAUGGUCGGGUAUGUAAAAUCAGCUUCUCUCUACCCGGACAAGCAGGUCCCCGCUCUCGCCGCCGGUCUACCACACUUCGCCACCGACUGGGCUCGAUGUUGGGGCCGCGACGUCUUCAUCUCACUUCGCGGCCUCCUGCUGGUUACUGGCCGGUUCGACGUCGCGAAGGCACACAUCCUCGCUUUCGCAAGUGUGCUUAAACACGGCAUGAUCCCCAACUUGCUCGGGAGUGGUAAGCUGCCGCGUUACAACUCGCGGGACUCCGUCUGGUUCUUUCUCCAGGCCAUUCAGGACUAUACCACCAUCGUCCCCGAUGGGAUUUCGCUGCUAGAUGUGAAAGUACCCCGUCGCUUCUUGCCGUAUGAUGAUAUUUGGUUCCCCUUCGAUGAUCAGCGGGCGUAUAGUCAGUCCUCGACGAUUGCAGAAAUUAUCCAGGAGGUGUUCCAACGACAUGCAUCCGGGUUGUCGUUUCGGGAGUACAAUGCCGGUCCAGAUCUGGACAGGCAGAUGAAUUCUGAAGGAUUCCAGAUUGAUGUUCAUGUCGACUGGAAGACUGGAUUUAUCUUUGGAGGUAAUCAGUGGAAUUGCGGGACGUGGAUGGAUAAGAUGGGUGAGAGCGAGAAGGCGGGAAAUAAGGGCUAUCCGGGGACACCCAGGGAUGGUGCUGCUGUUGAGAUUACAGGGCUUCUAUACAGUGCUCUGCGCUGGGUGGCAAAGCUCCAUAGUGAGGGACGUUACAAGCACGAGGGCGUUAAAAUUGGCUCAAUCUCUACAGCGACGAUGGAGGAAAUAACAUUUUCAAACUGGGCCUCCCGUAUCCAUGAGAAUUUCAACCGUGCCUACUACAUCCCCCUCGACCCAGGCGAUGAUUCACAACACGACAUCGACCCGUCCAUCAUCCACCGUCGUGGCAUUUACAAGGAUCUCUACAAAUCCUCCACCCCCUACCAGGACUACCAGCUCCGUCCCAACUUCGCAGUCGCCAUGGCCGUCGCUCCAACUCUUUUCCCACUGAAUGAUGCCCUUCAUGCGCUCAGCGUUGCGGACAAUGUCCUCCGCGGCGAGGUGGGGAUGGCUACACUCGAUCCUGCUGACUUGAAUUACCGACCGCAUUAUAACAAUGCUGAGGAUUCAACGGAUUUUGCUACGGCGAAGGGGAGGAAUUAUCAUCAGGGGCCUGAGUGGGUGUGGCCGCUGGGUUAUUUCUUGCGGGCGCUGUUGAGGUUUGAGAUUUUGAGACGGUCUGGUUUAGGAGAGGGCUGGGAGGAGGGGAAGGGAGAUGGGAGAGCAGAGGCGUUCCAACUUGUGUCGAGUAGGCUGAACGGGUGUAAGAGAAUGAUUGUGGACAGUAGGUGGAAGGGCCUGACGGAGCUGACGGAUGGAGGUGGAGCCUUCUGUGCAGAUUCAUGCCCGACACAAGCAUGGUCUGCGUCGUGUCUGUUGGAUCUUUACUACGAUGCGACUCAGUAUCAGUAAAGGGCUGGGGGUUGGUGGAGAAUGAGAAAUGAUAGGAAAAUGAGACCUCAGGAAUCAGCGGCUGACGGGCGCCCUUUGAAUUUUAAAGUUUUCAUUGAUUGAUAGAUACACUUUAAAUAAAUAGAAGAGGUGGAAGUGUAAAUAGACAAGGGAAUUACGCAGAGCA
Molecule: messenger RNA, 4885 nt
Organism: Histoplasma capsulatum G186AR
Lineage: Eukaryota; Fungi; Ascomycota; Eurotiomycetes; Onygenales; Ajellomycetaceae
Product: glycogen debranching enzyme
Exons: 3
Coding region: 1-4719 (1572 amino acids)
Biological process (GO): glycogen catabolic process
Molecular function (GO): 4-alpha-glucanotransferase activity; amylo-alpha-1,6-glucosidase activity
Source: RefSeq, a predicted model, not a curated record